This is a messenger RNA of Xiphias gladius (swordfish), 2343 nucleotides long. RefSeq names its product protocadherin gamma-A2-like. The record is from RefSeq and is a predicted model, not a curated record. Gene Ontology annotation, cellular component: plasma membrane. The transcript has 5 exons. Gene Ontology annotation, biological process: homophilic cell-cell adhesion. Gene Ontology annotation, molecular function: calcium ion binding. Bases 1 to 2343 code for a protein of 780 amino acids. NCBI's taxonomy places the organism in Eukaryota, Metazoa, Chordata, Actinopteri, Istiophoriformes, Xiphiidae.
AUGGGGAGAACAUGCUUGGGCGGCUGCGUGGUUGCUGUGCUGUUGUGGAGUCUGGCCUCUGCGCAAAUACGAUAUUCGGUCUCCGAGGAGGUUAACGAAGGGACUGUGGUUGGGAAUGUUGCAAAAGAUCUGGGAUUAGAUAAAAGCGCGCUGAAAGACAGGAAGUAUCGGAUCGUUUCCAGUGGCGCGGAUCCUCUUUUCCAUGUAAAUCAGAACGAUGGCGUCCUGUAUGUGAGCCGAAAGAUUGACAGAGAAGAGGUGUGCGCACAGAGCAAUGUGAAUGACAACAGUCCAGAGUUUUCUCUGAGCCCCUAUACUUUCUAUGUCCCUGAAGCUAAUAAGCCAGGUGCCUCUGUGUUCUCUGUUAAAGCUUUUGAUGCAGAUGAGAAUGACAAUGCAAUGAUUUCAUAUCAUAUAUUCAGACAAGGGAGCGAAGACAAUAAAGUGACUUCAUUUCUAAGCAUCAACUCUCAAAACGGAGACAUUACGGCGCUAAAAAGUUUUGACUUUGAGACUCUGAAAACUUUCCACUUCCACGUGGUCGCGUCAGACUCGGGAACUCCGUCACUCAGCAGCAACGUCACAGUGCACGUGUUCAUUCUGGAUCAGAACGACAACGCUCCAGUCAUCCUGUAUCCAGUCAGCUCGAACGGUUCUGCUGAAGGUGUGGAGGAGAUUCCCCGCAACGUGAACGCAGGACACUUGGUGACUAAAGUCAGAGCCUACGACGCCGAUAUAGGAUAUAACGGCUGGUUACUGUUUUCACUGCAGGAAGUUACCGACCACAGUCUCUUUGGUCUGGACCGCUACACGGGACAGAUCAGGACACUUCGCUCAUUCACAGAGACAGACGAGGCUGAGCAUAGACUGGUCAUACUGGUGAAAGACAAUGGGAACGUUUCACUCUCAGCAACGGCUACUGUGAUGGUCAAACUUGUGGAGCCCAAAGAGGCUUUUGCAGCUUCUGACGUUAAAAGUUCGGCAAAAGCAGAUGAGGAGAAUAAUGUGACUUUUUACCUGAUGAUAACUUUGGGCUCAGUUUCGGCUCUUUUUCUCAUCAGCAUCAUUGUGCUGAUUGCGAUGCAGUGCUCCAAACCCACAGACUGUACUUCCAAAUAUCUGCAAGAGACGAAUUAUGACGGGACUCUGUGUCACAGCAUCCAGUACAGAUCUGGAGACAAACGGUACAUGUUAGUUGGACCCAGGAUGAGUAUAGGAUCUACUAUAGUCCCAGGAAGCCAUGCCAAUACACUGGUGCUUCCUGACAGGAGAGGAGCAUCUGGAGAGAACGAUGGCGUCCUGUAUGUGAGCCGAAAGAUUGACAGAGAAGAGGUGUGCGAGCGGACCAGCACAUGUUUGAUGAAUCUAAAAACCGUGCUAGAAAACCCACUGGAGGUGCACUAUGUAGGGGUGGAGGUGCUGGAUAUAAAUGAUCAUUCUCCAACUUUCCCAGAGAGCCAGACAACACAAGGGAGCGAAGACAAUAAAGUUACUUCAUUUCUAAGCAUCAACUCUGAAAACGGAGACAUUACGGCGCUGAAAAGUUUUGACUUUGAGACGCUGAAAACUUUCCACUUCCACGUGGUCGCGUCAGACUCGGGAACUCCGUCACUCAGCAGCAACGUCACAGUGCACGUGUUCAUUCUGGAUCAGAACGACAACGCUCCAGUCAUCCUGUAUCCAGUCAGCUCGAACGGUUCUGCUGAAGGUGUGGAGGAGAUUCCCCGCAACGUGAACGCAGGACACUUGGUGACUAAAGUCAGAGCCUACGACGCCGAUAUAGGAUAUAACGGCUGGUUACUGUUUUCACUGCAGGAAGUUACCGACCACAGUCUCUUUGGUCUGGACCGCUACACGGGACAGAUCAGGACACUUCGCUCAUUCACAGAGACAGACGAGGCUGAGCAUAGACUGGUCAUACUGGUGAAAGACAAUGGGAACGUUUCACUCUCAGCAACGGCUACUGUGAUGGUCAAACUUGUGGAGCCCAAAGAGGCUUUUGCAGCUUCUGACGUGAAAAGUUCGGCAAAAGCAGAUGAGGAGAAUAAUGUGACUUUCUACCUGAUGAUAACUUUGGGCUCAGUUUCGGCUCUUUUUCUCAUCAGCAUCAUUGUGCUGAUUGCGAUGCAGUGCUCCAAACCCACAGACUGUACUUCUAAAUAUCUGCAAGAGACGAAUUAUGACGGGACUCUGUGUCACAGCAUCCAGUACAGAUCUGGAGACAAACGGUACAUGUUAGUUGGACCCAGGAUGAGUAUAGGAUCUACUAUAGUCCCAGGAAGCCAUGCCAAUACACUGGUGCUUCCUGACAGGAGAGGAGCAUCUGGAGAGUGUUUUCGUUGA